UUGUGCUGCGCGGUGCGCGCGAAUUUCUUUUUCUUCCGUCUUCGGGAAAAUUAUUUCGUCCCAUGAGCGGUCGGUUCUGCGCGUGUUUACUUGUUUAGUGGCGUUUUGUGAAGAUAAAAUACACGAUAUAGGUUUAUGUGGACAAUUUAUAAAUACAGGGUAAAUUGGACAAUAAUAAAUACGAACUGAAUAAUUACGUAAUUACAGGACAAAAUAUAUGUUUCAAUGAAAAUGUUUAGAGUGAUGUUAAAUAUUUUUUAAACGAUGUUUAGCUUGUAAUAUAUCUUGAAGAAAAUCGAUUUAAAGCAGAGAUGUCUCUAAAGAAAGAGUCCCGCACGGACGUUCAGUUCCACCUGGCGGCGCUGCGCGGGGACCGCGACCGCUUGCGACAGCUGCUCGACACCGGCAAGGUGCACAUCGACUCCAGGGACAGGGACGGCACGACGCCGCUGAUCCUGUCGGCGGCGAUGGGGCACGCGGAGUGCGUGGCGGAGCUGCUGGCGCAGGGCGCGGACCCCGCCUGCUGCAGGACGACAGGAACGAGCGCGCUGUUCUUCGCGGCGCAGGGCGGGUUCCUGGACAUCGCGCGCCUGCUGCUCGACGCCGGUGCCGCCAUCGACGCGCCCAGCCUGGACGGCGGCACCCCGCUGUUCGUGGCGUGUCAGUGCGGCCACCUGCCCGUCGUCGAGGAGCUCAUCAAGAGGGGCGCCGAUGUCAACUCCUGUAUGAAGGAUCGAGCGACCCCUCUAUUCAUAGCGGCGCAGAACGGUCACGCGUCGGUGUGUGUGACGCUACUGCGGGCGGGGGCGCGGCCGGACCGCGCGCGUGCCGACCGCGCCACGCCGCUGUGGAUCGCGGCGCAGUGCGGACACGCGGCCGCCGCGCGCGCGCUGCUGGCUGCCGGCGCCGCUGUCGACGCCGUUAGACAGGACGGCGCGACGCCGCUGUUCAAGGCGGCGCACAAGGGUCACUCGGCGGUGGUCGCCGAGCUGCUGCCCUACAAACCCAACCUGGGUAUACUACCGAACGGCCAGACGGCGUUGCACGGCGCGGCGAUGUUCGGUCAGCUGGAGUGCGUGCGGCAGCUAGCGCGACUUACCGGCCCGCACGUGAAAAACGCCGCCGGACUCACACCCGCACAGGUGGCGACUGCGGCGCGGCACGGCGCGGUGGCCGCGUACCUGCAGCAGCUACCGCGCGCCUGACCCCCCGCCGCGCGCCGCUAACCCACCACUAACCCCUCCCGCUUUUGAUACAUCCCCAAACAUAUGCUUUUGCUCCUUUCCUAUCGUUAUAAUAAUCUCCUCUCAUGUCCACCAUAGGGAACAGCAACUACAGCUGCUAUUGUAGUACAAGAUCUGAAACGACGACUCCAGUCGACAGCACCUAUGUUGUGCACGUUCCUUAGUGUCAAAACCGCGAGGCGUGCGAAACUUCUUACUGACCAGCAAUUAUAUAUAUGGACGCUGUUAAGCAAUCGUGUACUAACCCACACAAAAAUUACG
This is a messenger RNA of Aricia agestis (brown argus), 1505 nucleotides long. Its product is annotated as ankyrin repeat domain-containing protein 29. NCBI's taxonomy places the organism in Eukaryota, Metazoa, Arthropoda, Insecta, Lepidoptera, Lycaenidae. The coding region runs from base 312 to 1205 and encodes 297 amino acids. The transcript is spliced from 9 exons. Gene Ontology annotation, molecular function: protein binding. The record is from RefSeq and is a predicted model, not a curated record.